UCACGAAUCUACGUCAGAGCCUGAUCGUUUUCCGCGGGAAGAAUUUUCAUUUUUACCUCAUGUUGUACAAUUCCUUGAUAAAGUUUCUUCUGGCAAAAAUGAAGUUGAAAUUAGGAAUUUGACAAAAAAGCUUAAAGAAAAGUUUCAACGAUGCCACCAAAUUUUACAAGAAUUACCUGGUGCUGACUUAUCGCGGGAAGAACAAGAACAACUAUUACGAGCUGAAAAAGAAUUGCUUGAACAAAAAAG
This is a messenger RNA of Racocetra persica, 249 nucleotides long. The record is from the annotation of a GenBank genome assembly. Lineage: Eukaryota; Fungi; Glomeromycota; Glomeromycetes; Diversisporales; Gigasporaceae.